CUCUCUUGAAGAAGACAUGGCGGCCACUCAAACGACAAAUCCAUCGCAGCUGCUCCCGCUGGAGCUUGUGGACAAAUGUAUCGGCUCUCGAAUUCACAUCGUCAUGAAGACCGACAAAGAAAUAGUCGGGACCCUGCUGGGGUUCGAUGAUUUUGUCAACAUGGUGCUGGAGGACGUGACGGAGUUUGAACUCACCCCAGAGGGACGAAGGAUAACCAAACUGGACCAGAUCCUCCUCAACGGGAACAACAUCACCAUGCUCAUCCCUGGUGGAGAAGGGCCAGAAGUGUGACCCCCCCCACCACCACCUCCAGAUUUUUGCUGGUUCUCUUUGUUUUCUUAAAUUUUUGAAACUGUAAAAUAUUUUUUGUAUUCUUUGUUCGUUGUUUGGUAAAAUGAAAGA
Nematolebias whitei (Rio pearlfish) is the source of this 403-nucleotide messenger RNA. It is a transcript of the gene lsm5, whose product is annotated as LSM5 homolog, U6 small nuclear RNA and mRNA degradation associated. Gene Ontology annotation, cellular component: Lsm1-7-Pat1 complex; U6 snRNP; U4/U6 x U5 tri-snRNP complex. The transcript is spliced from 5 exons. The coding region runs from base 17 to 292 and encodes 91 amino acids. Gene Ontology annotation, biological process: mRNA splicing, via spliceosome. The record is from RefSeq and is a predicted model, not a curated record. NCBI's taxonomy places the organism in Eukaryota, Metazoa, Chordata, Actinopteri, Cyprinodontiformes, Rivulidae. Gene Ontology annotation, molecular function: RNA binding.